Messenger RNA from Uloborus diversus, 1043 nucleotides. It is a transcript of the gene Ubc7, whose product is annotated as ubiquitin-conjugating enzyme E2 G2. The record is from RefSeq and is a predicted model, not a curated record. NCBI's taxonomy places the organism in Eukaryota, Metazoa, Arthropoda, Arachnida, Araneae, Uloboridae. The coding region runs from base 132 to 635 and encodes 167 amino acids. The transcript has a single exon. Gene Ontology annotation, cellular component: endoplasmic reticulum; cytosol.
GGUUGGUUGGUUAGUUUUUAUUUCGAUGUCAUCAGUUCAAAACUUACUUAUGAAGGAGUUCUAAAGAUAUUUUUCAAAAGUUGCCUUCUUAAAAAUUACAUAAUUUUUGAUAUCCUAUAAACGUUAUUAGCAUGGCUGGAUCUGCAUUGCGGCGGCUUAUGGCAGAAUAUAAACAACUGACUUUAAAUCCUCCUGAGGGAAUCAUAGCUGGUCCUGUCAACGAGGAAAACUUCUUCGAAUGGGAAGCAUUGAUUACCGGACCCGAAGGAACUUGUUUCGAAGGGGGUGUUUUUCCAGCUAAAUUGUUGUUUCCUUCCGAUUACCCUUUGAGUCCGCCAAAAAUGCAAUUUAAUUGCGAAAUGUUUCAUCCAAAUAUUUAUCCUGAUGGUCGCGUUUGCAUAUCCAUCUUGCAUGCUCCUGGAGAUGAUCCGAUGGGUUAUGAAUCGUCUGCUGAAAGAUGGAGUCCUGUGCAGAGUGUUGAAAAGAUUUUAUUAUCUGUCGUGUCCAUGCUAGCUGAACCUAAUGACGAAAGUGGAGCUAAUGUUGAUGCUGCUAAAAUGUGGAGGGAAGACCGAGAACAAUUUAACAGAAUAGCUGAUCGUUUAGUGCGGAAAUCGCUUGGUUUGACAAACUAAAAAGUUCCCAUUUCUCUGAAUAUUAUGCAAUAAAUUUGCAUUCUGAAGGAAUUUCUCAUAUUCUCUACUUAUUAUUUGGUUGAGACAUGAAAUUGUUUUUGGGUUACUUUGAAAUAUUGACGUUUUCCUUAAAAAUAAUCAAGCCAUCUUACAAUUACUGCAUGAAAUAUUUGUAUCACAUUUCACAAGGUGUUUGAUGCAACAUUAAAAAAUUAUUUCUUAAUGUACUAUAUGGUCAGAAACUUUCAUUUUUUAAUGAAAGUUAACUUCUGUGAAAAUUUGAAGCAAUUUCUUUUGAUGGCUCGAUAUUUCUUUAGCAGUUACUCAAAUAUAAACUAAGUCAAACAUGUUACAGCUAACUGGAAUUGUCAUCAUGUGUUGAUCAAUUUUCAGUAGACUAUUUCCAAA